AUGUCUUUGAAUGGGCUCGAUACUGCCCCCGUCCUCGAAGCCUACCAAGGCGCCCUGGCCGACGCGGGCGGGUGGUUUCUACUACACUAUGUUGCAAGAGAUGAGGUUGCCCUCCACGAACGAGGCACCGGCGGGGUGCCCGAAAUCAGGAAUGCCAUCGACGGCUACGAGGAAUGCUUGCCGCUUUAUGGCUUCCUUCAAUACCGGCGCAGAAAAGUGAUCAUCCGCUACAUGCCGGAGGGAUUAUCCCGGCUCAUACUCGCCCGAAGCAAUGUCCAAUUCCAGUCCGUCACCGACAAGUUCACCCCAAACGACACCGUGCUUCCUCUAUCCAAAGCCUCCGAUCUUACCGAAAGCGCCUUGUCCUCCGCCUGUCUCCUCCAUACCGCUUCGACCUCAAUCACCUCUUCUUCGAGCUCGCUUCGCCGCCGCCGGCUGAUGGAAAUCACGGAAGAUGCCGAAGAAAAUGGCACGAAGGACGAAGCUCCGACACCAAUCCCACCUCCCCAGUCCGAGGCCCGACGCAGGCCAAGGAGCGUCAAGUCGGAAGCUACCUUAGUGCCGUCGCCCAUUGAACCUCCAGUGGAACCGGACCUACCUCCGACAUCACCAGAAAGCGAAAAAGCCUCGGUCGACCUCAUGCCACCCCCAUCCCGACCGAGCUCCAGAGCCACAAUCUCUCGAGGGAGUCCCAUCGAACCACAAUCCGCAACAAUGUCCCCCAGGUCCAUAAAAUCAGAUCGCUCCCGCUCCAGCUCCAGGUAUCGAACUAUUUUGGACGAAUUCCCCCGUCCUUCAGAAGAGGCCCGGUUGUCCACUCAAUCCAGUCGCCCCUCGCUCCAAGAUUUGGAACGGGCCGCGGGAUACACCCCAAAGGUUAAGCUGGGACCCCGACCGUCCGUGGAUAGCAGCGGGAGGCCCCGUACAGCAGGCAGUUCUCGAAAUGUAGACCAGCGCCCUGUGGCAUCCCUGCCGACAAAUAUGCGCACUUCUUCCGUGCGGAAGCAAAAGGGUGACGCCCCCCGCCCUCGAUCUCAGGGGAGCACUUUUGCAAAUAAGCCCACUAGUCGUGUUCCGCCAGUCCCACCUUUGCUGGUCCCACCCCCCUCUAUUCCUAUCUCGAGACCUCAACUUUCCCCUGGCGCCAAAUCUCUUGGAGCGUUAUCAACCUCCUCGGGAUUGACCCCUGAGAAAGAACGUUUGAUGAAGGCUUUGCAACAAAGAAGGAAGAAUAUGGCCAAGCGUGCGGAGGAAACGAACAAGAAGCAGGUCUCUGAGGAAGAGGUCAAACCAGUGAAGGAUAUUGCUAAGGAUUUCGAUGACGAUAAAGAGAAUCUCAUUCAGAUUCACUAUCCUGACGCUGAAAUGAUGCUGUCUGAGCCUGAGACAAUUCAACAAGACCGACAAUUCCUUUCGGCAAAUUCGCCCGUACCUCCUGAGCCCGCCCCUGAGCUUGUUCUCGAGUUUGGUCUUGAACCCGCCUUCGAGCCUGUUCUUGCACGCGAAUCCGUUCCUGAGACCAUUAUUGCAUCUGCUCCUGGGCCUGUCGUUGAGGCAGUCGCUGAGCCCAUUCCUGAACUUGUUUUUGAGCCCGUUGUCGACACAAUUGCUGAGCCCAGUCGCGAACUUGCCCCUGAGCCCGUUGGCCUAUCUCCCGAGACUGUCGAGUCAAUCGGUGAACCAAUUUUUGAGUAUGCUGCGACCCCUGAGCCAGAGCAGCCUUCUGAGCCUCUUGAGGCUGAAUCAAGACCGAUCACCGACCUUACUCCUACCAACGCCGAGGAUGGGCCAUGCUCAUCUGCGGACACAAAUAGCGACAAUCCCAUCCCAGCCGAUCGCGCUGCUACACCAGAGAUUGUCAAGGCGGAAACAUUGCAGACAGCCCCUGAGGAUGAAACGCGCACUGAGCACGAGGACCCCGCAAUGCCCAGUCUCGCCCCACCUACCUUUAAUCUUGACGUUCCACCUCAAAAUGAGCCUUCGGACGCUUCGCGACCUGAUUCAGACGUCCCCGAAACACAAUUCAAAAAUUCCUCAGUUGCGCAUGUGCCAACUGACGAGCCUUCUGAGGUGCCUAUCUCAGCAGAGGUCCUUCAGGCGGUUCCCCUCCCCUUACCCUCGACUACCCCUCCAGAAAGCACUGGCAUAGAAAUCCCAGCUGCCCCCGUUCUCGUCUCAAUUGAGGUGGACGAGCCGACUCCUGAUCACUCAAUUACCGAGAAAUCCGAGCCUCUCCCCCUGGAUCAGAGGCGCAAGGUCCGUCUGGAGCCUAUUCAAGUGCCUACCCCAGACUACUCGGACGACGACAACCUCCUUUCUGACGAUUCAUUCAUGGAGGAAUUAACCUCAGCUACUGUCCAGGAGGCCAGACCGGUAUCUGUGAAAUCUCCCAACAGCGGCGAUCACGCUUGGAGGAAUUCACGUGCCGUCUCGAGCCCGUUCUCUAUGGGAUCACCGUCGAGUAUGCAAGCUCUGGCUGUGGGCCGGUCCAUUUCUAGCUCUCACUCUGAAAAUGGCCCGCAUACGCCCGUACUCAUGGCCAAGAAGAUCAACGUCUCCUCUGGAAUUUCUAGUCGUAUCAAGGCGCUUGAAAAGUUUUCGAGCCGGGAAGGCACUCCCUUGGGCGCGAGUCCGGCUAUGAGUGGGCCAUCGGCCGCCUCGUCUUUCGAGAACCUCCGCAAACGCGCAUCUAUCUCGAUGCCCAGUGGCAAUCACGACACUCCAUCAAGCACAAUGCAUUCUGCUCAUGUCCCCAACAGCUUUUCCCGUGCGCCGAGCAUGAGUCGGCACGAGCGUCGGGUGUCUGUGGAUGUUACACGCCCUGCUAACUCUGUUUCCGUAACGGCCCGUAUCUUGCGCGAUGCAGAUACCUCUCCCGGGUCUUCUGGGCUUGAGCCCUCGGAGUCCGAUCUUCUCAACCUCCAGGCUAGUCCUUUGACCGUGGAGCACGAGACAUCCGAGGCACCACUCCCUCAGGUCUCGUCUAUCGAGCCUGCCAGUCUUCCCCAGGACCGAAGCAUGUCUGUGUCAUCUACUACAUCUAGUCGUCAAGCGACGUCUCGCCCCGGCAGCCGCCCUAAUAGCCGUCCUGGAAGCCGCCCCUCUCUCCCUUCGCGCUCUAGGACUGACGACAGCAUCCAAUCUGCCUCUCCCACGCCCGAAGAUAAGAAGGCAUCUCGCACCUCGCGAAUCAUGCGCCGCAUGUCAUCGAUCACAUCCAACUCUCGCCGCAGCAUUAUCGGAGCCCUUAGCUCACCAGUCAAGGAAGAGUAUGUUCCCACCUUCACAAAUGGAUCUAGUAAGGCUCCAGGGUCUACUAGCUCGCGUACUUCAGAGCCCAUUGACAUUGGCGAGGUGAACGUCCAGUUCCCAGAAACUCUUCUGUGGAAGCGUCGUGUCAUGCGCAUCGAUGAAGAGGGAUACGUUGUUCUCGCCCCUGGCACCAAUGAUGCCACCACCCGGAGCAUGACUAAACGCUACCAUCUCACCGAGUUCCGCACUCCUUGUCUUCCCGAUGAAGACAUGCAGGAAUUGCCCAACAGCAUCUUGCUUGACUUCUUAGAUGGAAAUACGCUCCAAUGUGCUUGUGAAUCCAGACAGGGACAAGCUUCUGCUCUUCGGACUCUCGUCGAGGCUCACAGUGCCCACCAGCAAUAAUCAU
Molecule: messenger RNA, 3661 nt
Organism: Penicillium concentricum
Lineage: Eukaryota; Fungi; Ascomycota; Eurotiomycetes; Eurotiales; Aspergillaceae
Exons: 4
Coding region: 1-3657 (1218 amino acids)
Source: RefSeq, a predicted model, not a curated record